Molecule: messenger RNA, 2032 nt
Organism: Myxocyprinus asiaticus (Chinese sucker)
Lineage: Eukaryota; Metazoa; Chordata; Actinopteri; Cypriniformes; Catostomidae
Gene: stx5a
Product: syntaxin 5A
Exons: 11
Coding region: 272-1180 (302 amino acids)
Biological process (GO): intracellular protein transport; endoplasmic reticulum to Golgi vesicle-mediated transport; vesicle fusion
Cellular component (GO): SNARE complex; Golgi membrane; endomembrane system
Molecular function (GO): SNAP receptor activity; SNARE binding
Source: RefSeq, a predicted model, not a curated record
GCAAACCGGAAGUGAUCAGGAGUGGAAGUGAAACACCGACCUCCGUAACAUCUGCGAGCCGGGAAUACCGGAUAAAACAACGAAAUGACACGCUAACAAUGAUGUCCGGAGUCCUUGAAGAACAGUCAGCUCUGCCAAGCUCUUAGUAACAUCUGUAACGUCUGAAGCGCUUGCUUUGGCCUCAUAAGGACAGUUUCACACCGGCCGGAUCACUUCAGACUCACUGUCAGUCCUCCCUGAUAACGUAGACGACAAACAGUUCUGCAGCGUCAUGACGUGUCGAGAUCGCACGGUUGAGUUCCAGUCGGCUUGUAAGUCACUGCAGGGGAGACAGUUACAGAAUGGCACUCAUGCUAAACCUGCCAUUAAUGCCCUUAAACAGCGCAGUGACUUCACUCUUAUGGCCAAGAGAAUUGGGAAAGACUUGAGCAACACUUUUGCCAAGCUUGAAAAGCUCACAAUCUUGGCCAAAAGGAAGUCUUUGUUUGAUGAUAAAGCAGUGGAGAUUGAGGAGUUAACAUACAUCAUUAAGCAGGACAUCAACAGUCUGAAUAAGCAGAUAGCACAGCUGCAAGACCUUGUGCGAUCCCGCAGUGGGCAAAAUGGUCGCCACAUCCAGACACAUUCCAACACAAUCGUCGUCUCCCUGCAGUCAAAACUGGCAUCGAUGUCUAAUGAUUUCAAGUCUGUUUUGGAAGUGAGAACAGAGAACCUGAAGCAGCAGCGCAGCAGAAGAGAGCAGUUCUCUCAGGCUCCUGUCUCAGCUUCACCUCUGCUCGCCAAUAACUUCAACAGUUCAGUUCUGAUGCAGGAUGAGUCCAGGAGUCUGGGAGGAGAUGUGGCCAUCGACAUGGACUCGAGAGCAAACCCUCUGCAGCUGCAGCUCAUCGACGAACAGGACUCAUACAUCCAGAGCCGAGCGGACACCAUGCAGAACAUCGAGAGCACCAUCGUGGAGUUGGGCUCCAUCUUUCAGCAGCUGGCACACAUGGUCAAAGAGCAGGAAGAGACCGUUCAGAGGAUCGAUGCCAAUGUUGAGGACACCCAGCUGAAUGUGGAAAUGGCCCACACUGAGAUCCUCAAAUACUUCCAGUCUGUCUCCUCCAACCGCUGGCUCAUGAUCAAGAUAUUCCUCGUUCUCAUCGUCUUCUUCAUCAUCUUUGUGGUGUUCCUCGCUUGAGAGGGAACAGCCCCAAGGAAGGAGGCAUGGAUGACGGUGGAAACGGACCAAAGGGGAUGGACUCAUGGGCGAAUGUGCAAAAACAUAAGCGGACUGGGCCGCCGGGGACUCUGGCUCACUGUGGGAGGGGAGGGAUGGAUUCUGAAGCUCAUUGGUUGAAUGACAUGAGUCAGUUCAAAUGUAAAUUCUGUCAAUGUCUGACUUUGAAUCUCUCACUUGAGAGAGAGGAGGAGGAUGAUUGUGAUGCUGAUGAAGGUGGAACAGAGAUGUACUGUGUAUUUAGCAAGAGCACAGGGUGUUCACUCUGUUCUCUUUAAGACUCAUCUACAUCUGAAUUAAUAUUUCAGCCUUCGCUUGUUAUAAUAAUCACAUAUUAAAAGAGAAGGCUUUUUCCUAAAUGGCUUGAUUCUCCAAACUGGUUUAGUUUGAUUUUCUCUGACAGUGUUGUCCAUAAUCAGUGAGAAAAUGAAUUAAAUUAACUAUUGUCUUCAUAUGAUAAGCCUGAUUAUAAUUAUCCCCCAUUAAGAUAUAUUAAUUUGUUUUUAUAUCAAAGACAGGCAAUUAUUUGCUCCUUACGGUUAAAUCUCACAGUUAAUUAUCCUGGUCAUAUUUCACCUCGAAAUUAAUAGAAAAACAAAUUAUACUUUUAAUACUUUACAAGGUACUUUGCAAUUUAAAUAUAUAUGUAUGGAUGUAUGUACAUAUACUGUGUACAUUUACAGCUCUGGAAAAAAUUAAGAGACUGCUGCAAAAUUAUCAGUUUCUCUGGAUUUACUAUUUAUAAGUAUGUGUUUGAGUAACAUGAACAUUUUUGUUUUAUUCUAUAAAGUACUGACAUAAUUUCUCCCAAAU